GGAUUAAACAUAAUAACAGCUGGAUUUAUAUAUACCAAUUGCAUCACUUAUUUCACCAUGUAAACAAAUACAAUUUUAAACUAAGAUCAUGUAAACAAAAGAGGAUAUAACAUCACAAUAUUUUAUUCCGUAAUAUACAGACUUACUUCAAGGAUCAAUUACUUAAUAAUACCAGCUUUAUUGAAGAGUUAUACCCCCGAGUAAUUGAGUAGUAAGCAACCAUGCCCCGAGGGGUAGUGGACGAUCUCUCCACCCUCGAGAUACUCGAUGAGAGAACCAUACUCGAUGAACUGCAGGCCAGAUAUAAAAAUGGAAUAUAUUACACAUAUAUAGGCGAUGUACUUGUAGCCAUUAACCCGUUCCAUUCCCUUCAUUUGUACGGACGAGAGUAUCAUGAAAAAUAUCGCAAUGUCAAGGUCAGAAGUCAACUUAGUCCACACGUGUUUUGGGUUGCGGAUCAGUCAUAUCAGCGCAUGCGCGAGACCCACAACAGCCAAUGUAUUCUCGUGUCUGGGGAGUCUGGGGCAGGAAAGACCGAGAGUGUCAAACUUAUAAUAAGACACAUCACACAACUCAGCCCAAGUGCAAAUGCAGUCCUCUCCGAAAAGAUUAUAAUGGUGAAUCCACUUCUUGAAGCGUUCGGUAACGCAAGAACUGUUAUGAAUAACAACUCCAGCAGGUUUGGUAAAUACGUCGAACUGAACUGCACAAAAGAUGGAACAUUAAUAGGCGGAACAAUCAGAGACUACCUGUUGGAGAAGUCGAGAGUGGUGCGCCAGGGACCCGGAGAAAGGAAUUUCCACGUCUUCUACAACCUGUUUGCAGGCAUGUCCGAGAACCGUCUCAGAUACUACUAUCUUGAGGCCCCUGAAAAAUAUAGAAUAAUAAACCAGACUACUCACUUAAGUGGGCAAGUGUUUUCUACUGAGAAAGAGAAACUACGUUGCCAGCACAUGUUCCAGAAACAGGAGGACAUAAUGCGACUUAUAGGCUUCACUGAGAAGGACGUCUCCACAGUUUACACUCUCCUUUCGUCUAUACUCCACCUGAGUAACAUAGACUUCGCCAACAAUGAGGUGACUGAUGGCGUCUAUAUAACUGACGAAUACCCUCUAAAAGUCGUUGCCAACCUUCUGUCACUUGACAAAACUGAACUGACCACUGCAUUGAUAUCUACUUCCACAUCGACGAAGGGAGAGGAAGUUGUCCAUUUCAAGAACAAGGACCAGGCUAAGGAUGGCCAGGACGCUUUAGCGAAGGCUGUUUACCAGCGACUGUUUGGAUGGCUUGUCAGACAGAUCAACAUACAGCUGAAACCAAAAGUUGAUCUUAGGCCUGGGUUGAUAACUAGUAUCGGUAUCCUCGACAUGUCCGGAUUUGAGAAUUUCAAGACUAACAGGUUCGAACAACUCUGCAUCAAUGUAGCUAAUGAGCAGCUACAGUACUUCUUCAACGAACAUAUCUUCUCCCAGGAACAGAGGGCCUAUGAGGGUGAUGGCAUUGACUGGACUAGACUCAAAUACGAAAACAACGGGCCACUUCUUGAUCUGUUCCUCUCCAAACCUGUUGGAAUCUUCGCUUACCUGGACGAGGAUUCUAAGUUUCCGAAAGCAACAGAUGGUACCUUUGUGCAGAAACUGAAUACAAACUUUGCCGACAAUCAGUACUUUUCUAAAUCACCAGGAGACCAAGUUAACUUCACCAUCAAACACUUUGCUGGAAUGGUUACCUACGAUUGCAAUGGUAUAUUGGAGUCGAAUAGAGACACUCUAAGCAUGAAUUUGCGUGAAUGCCUGGCAAAGAGUUCAAAUGAUCUGAUUAGUAAACUCUUUACAGCAAAACUCUCAGACACUGGAACCAUUUCAAGAUCUGAAACAAAUUUCCCCAUUAGAGCGAAGAAUCCGUUUGAUCACACAGAAAUUGGCCACCAAAACGUUGACAGUAUAUCAAAAACAACAGGAGCAAAGUUGUUAGAAAAGAUCAGACGAAGUCGUGAGAAACUAGAUGAACCAGGAUAUUCCAGACCGGAUCAGACACUAACAAACGCUAUGAGGAAUUCUCUCUUCGAACUGAUGGAGAAGAUGUCGACAUGCCAGCCCCUGUUUGUGAGGUGUAUGAAACCUAACAGACAGCUCCAGGCUGACAAGUUUCAGAGUGAUGUCGUUCUGGACCAACUUAGAAGCAAUGGCCUACUUGGAAUCGCAAAAAUAAGACGAAUCGGAUACCCCAUAAGAAUGGAGUUUGCCGAUUUCAUAGAAAAGUACAAGGUGGUAGCAUUCCAGGCGAGUCAAUUCGUGAAACCCCUUCCAGUGAAUUGCAUCGAAAUCCUGAAAAGGGUUCACCUGACAGAUUACGCUAUCGGGGAGACAAAGGUGUUCUUAAAGUUUUGGCACCAGGAUGCUUUACACAGCUACCUAUCCAGAAUCACAACAGGAAUCGUGGACCUUCAGGCGCAAGUCAGGGGAUAUUUGACUCGACAGAAAUACACCAACUCAAUCAGAGAGGCCAAAUCAAGAGCCAGAAGACGUUUGGUCAAUCGAACCCCUAGUCUGACAUCAGGGGGUAGGGCUUCUGACACAACUCACAGGACAUCAACGUCUAGGAAGACGGGGCGUACAGGAACUGAAACCGAAACAUUAACAGAGAGAACAUCUACAAAGAUUGAUCAUACAACUGACGCAAGUCACAGCGAGAUAACUGACCUAACUCAUCGACACCAGAUCUCCACUGGCAAAAUGAUCAAAGAAAAGGAGGAAGACGAGAAUUUACUACCCGAACAUUUGUGGAACGUCUUUCAACUGAUACCAAGGGAAAGGGUGAGUGCGAGUGAAAGUUUCGCGAACGCCGUGAAGGUCAUCAAGCUUGUAUUCUACAUCACCUUAUUUGGUGUCGUCUUGGGCGGAACAGUCCUUAGUAAAUCUACGUUACUGUUACUAACAUCUGGACUUGGAAGCAGACUUGGACAAAAGGCUAAAGCCGCAGUGGUUCAACGGAACUCAUGCGCAAGUAUGUUGAUUCUGUGCAUCAUAGUUCCCCAUAUUCUGACGUUCUUGAUGUAUCUUGCCAAAGCCUUAUUUGGAAGUCAACCUUGGCCAACUGGGAAAAUGGCGUUGAAGAUCUUAACAGUGGAGCUGUUACAGACGUUGGGAAUGUGUCUUCUUAUAUUCCGCGUUCUUCCUGAGGUCGAUAUGAUACGUGGUCUGUUCAUACUAAACGCAUGUUGUGUGGUCCCCGUAUUCUGCAAGCUCUUCUUCAGUCAUAAACCAGUCAAUGAGAAAAGGCGUACCAUCUGGCUGAUUGUAAACUUCUUUGCACUGACAGUACAAUUGUCAGCCAUUGGAGUCAUCCUAGCUUCUGGAUUCAAAUUGUCUAAAGAUUCUCUUCUGGAUAUGAACGAGGCCAAGAAACCGAUAACAACAACACCAGCCCCGCAAUCUGAAUUUGAAAGAGAAAUGAGUAUACUAGAAGGAGGGAGAAUAGCUCGAGGUGUGGAUCUUCAACUUGAAAAAGGAAUGCGCCUUCAGCGAUCUAUCGAAGACACUGUAUUGGGAGAUAAACUAAUGAACAAUCUCGCUGAACGCAUUGAAAAAAGCAGAGAGAAGCGACAGUUUGAUUUUAGUUUUGGAGGGCUCACUCCGGCAAAUGGAUCAUCUGGAGGCAGUCGAGGAAGAGGACGUCCUAAGUUUGGUAUGAAGCCAAUUAUGUACAUGCGCAAAGAGGUUGAUACAAACGACUUCCUGCGAGGCACUAUUCUAUGGGAAGCAGCAAUCGCCUCUGUAUUGGUCUCACUAGCUUGGUGGGAAAACUUCGUGGACAAGAACCUCUAUUUUGGGAAAAGGCUCAUCCUUCCAAUGCGUCAGUUUAAAGCGCAGCUUCACGAGUGCAGACAAAAAGCGACCGUCUUUGUCAGUUUAUGGAAAACGGGUCUAACAAUUGCAUUUGCCUACAUAUUCGUGCCUGACUUUUCAUUCUCGUUCUUCGUAGCUACAGUCACUGGCAAUCAUAACACGGAUACACUCAUCGACUACGCACCAUUAUUUGUCCAAAUGUUCACCAGCAUGGCGGUGUACUACUUCGGUAGCUUGGCCUGCAAGUUAUGCAUGCAGCAUUUCAGCUUCUCUGUUCCUUUAGCACUGUCUACACCUGUCACAUUCGUUGUAUUGUGGCUCCAGUGUCACACGACUCCGGUACUUCCAGAGAAUCCAUACACUUGGGUGUGCUCAGAGAUGUCUGGGGUAAUCUUCUCCUGGCACAUGAUAGCUGCUGCCCUCUGGUGGAUAUCCCAGUUGAUUAUUGCUGGUCACAUCUGGUUUCCCCAAGCAGGGCGUCUUGAAGCGACUGAAAGGUUAUUCGUACUUCCCGUGUAUUGUGGAACUCUAAUAGAACAAUGGAUGAUGUUCAACCGUAGGCGCGAUGAUAAGGAAGUGAUUUGGUCGAGCACAAGUGGUGAAAUAAAAUACAUUGAUGUUGAUGACAGGAUGUCCCAGAGUAGCAUGACGGCCCUGACAGGGACCAGUAGGACAUCUACCAGCAGAACAAUCACCAACCACACAACUACAAACAAUCGCUCUACUACGACAGGUUUCUCAAAGGGUAAAAGUGAAGAUGAUACUGAGCAACAGGAAGAAGAGGCAGUUCCUGUUAUAUACGCAUGCGCAACUAUGUGGCACGAAACCCGAGAGGAGAUGAUGAAACUUUUGAAGUCAAUUUUUAGAAUGGACGUUGACCAAUGCGCUCGUAGAAAUGCUAGGGAAUUCUUUGGAAUCAAGGACCCCGAUUACUAUGAGUAUGAAACUCAUAUUCUUUUCGACGAUGCUAUGGACUUGACGGAUGACCACGAGUCCGUGCCGAAUAUGUUUGUACAGAGGUUAUUUGAAGUCAUCGACGAGGCCGGCAGUUCAGUGCACGAGAGCGCCAUCAAACUUCCACCUCCUACCAAGGUCCCAACGCCAUAUGGUGGAAGACUUGUAUGGAUACUUCCCGGUGGUUCUACGCUGCACGUCCAUAUAAAAGACAAACACAAGAUUCGCCAUAGAAAGAGAUGGUCGCAAUGCAUGUACAUGUACUACUUACUCGGCUACAGACUGAUGGCCCAAAGAGAAGAUGAAUUCAUGGAGGAAAAUAAAACUGAAACUGCCUCAAAGAAAGAUAGCACCGGGACAGCAGGCUCAGAGAUAUCAUCAAUGAGGAAAAGAACUAAGAGUGCUCGGAAUCAGAACUUGGACCACUUUACAAGAAGUGACAUUUUCAAACGAGUAGAUGAACGACUUCACCGACAGGCUGAGACAACGUUCAUUCUGACACUGGAUGGAGACAUUGAUUUCAAACCGGAUGCAGUGAGAUUGCUUAUCGAUAGAAUGAAGAAGAAUAAGAAAGUGGGAGCUGCUUGUGGCAGAAUCCACCCAAUCGGAUCAGGACCCAUGGUAUGGUAUCAACAGUUUGAAUAUGCCAUUGGUCAUUGGCUCCAAAAGGCUGCUGAGCACGUCCUAGGCUGUGUUUUGUGUAGUCCAGGGUGCUUCAGUCUGUUCAGAGGAUCUGCUCUUAUGGACGACAACGUAAUGAGGGCCUACAUUAGGAAAGCAACGGAAGCUGCCCAUUAUGUCCAGUAUGAUCAAGGUGAGGAUCGAUGGCUCUGUACGCUAAUGCUUCAACAAGGCUACCGUAUUGAGUAUUGUGCCGCUUCUGACGCCUUGACACAAUGUCCAGAGGCGUUCAGCGAAUUCUACAACCAGAGAAGACGCUGGGGUCCAUCGACUUUGGCGAACAUUGUAGACUUGCUCCAGUCUUAUGAAAACACCGUUAGGAUCAAUGACAAUAUCAGUUAUUUCUACAUGUUAUACCAAUUCAUGUUGUUUGUCUCCACUAUCCUAGGGCCCGCAACGGUAGUCAUGAUGAUAGCGGGUUCCUUCAAUGCUGUAUUGGGUACCAAUUUGUGGCAGUCAUAUUUAAUGUCGCUAGGCCCCGCGAUCUUCUUUACGGUAAUUUGUAUGUCGUGCAAGGAUCAAACUCAGAUUAAUGUUGCCACUAUAAUGAGUGCAAUAUAUGCUGUUGUAAUGAUGGUUGUCAUCGUCGGUACCGUUAUUAACGCCACAACUGAGAGUAUCACUUCGCCCAAUGUGGUUUUCUUGGUAGGGUUGACAAGUUUCUUCUUUACAUCUGCAGUUCUUCAUCCAGAGGAAUUUUUCUGUAUUGUCCCUGGUGCUUUGUAUUUCCUUUGCAUUCCUUCAGGUUAUGUCUUACUUAUUAUCUAUUCAUUGUGUAACAUGAAUAACGUAUCAUGGGGAACAAGGGAGGUACCGAAGAGAAAAACAAAGGAGGAAAUUGAACAGGAAAAGAUAGAGGAAGAUGAGCGAAAGAAGCGAAAACAGGAAAAGAAGGGAUUAUUGGGUUGGCUAGGGCUAAAUCGCAUACUAUCUGAUGUCAAGGACUUUUACAUUCAGAUGGUUGGACAGCGAGCUCCAGUGCAGCAAGGCCCAACAACAGAACAGAUCCUCCUGGAGUUGAAAAAUUCCCUAGACAAACUUCCAGAUAUGAUAAACCCAAGGCGCUCAGCUCACCACUUUGAUGCGAUGAGCACUCAAGCAGGAAGCACACGUGCAGGUAGUACACACGCUGGAUCGGUCAGUACCCAUCCUCAAAGUGGCUGGUCGGGAACAACUCAUCCUCACAGUGGAUGGUCGAGAACUACUCACACUAGAGACGGUGAGUCCACUGACGUUGCAAUGACAAUACCUGGUCUAACCUCACAUGGUGGGACCUCGCACGGGUACACUACUGGUCAGGAGUCUAUGGGAAAUACAAACACCGUUCAGUACUCUCAUAUUGAAGGAACUGAAACUGAUUUUACAACUGCGACGCCAUCACAUACUCAAUUUACUGAAACUGGAACACAAUCGCAUACCAACUUUACUACAACCAACACACACACGCAGUAUUCGACUGGUGGCGAGUCAGCGGGCACACGAACACCUAGACAUGAGUCGACACUGCAGUACUCCACAGUAGGCUCAGCUAUAGACUCGUCAAGGCAGGCAGGUUCCACAAUGGGUUCAAUGACAGGCACGUCGCACCACGGAGCCUCUUCGGCGUCAUCCCAUCACAUUCCAACAUCUCUGCGCUCUCAGGCCGACUGGAGCACCACGUCACACGCCUCCACUGCAAGGAGACAGCGUAACAAUCUUAAGAACCCUUUCUGGAUUGAUAUUGACUUCCUCGGGAAUGGUGCUAUCAAUUUUCUAGGUAAACGAGAAAUAGCUUUCUGGAGACAAUUGAUUCGAAUAUAUCUGCAUCCUCUUGAUGAAGACAAACAGCAUCAGGACAAGAUUGCCCAAGAUCUGAAGAAUCUCAGAGGGAAUGUUGUGUUUGGUUUCUCUAUGUUAAACCUUCUCUGGAUGAUCAUCAUUUUCCAGAUGCAACUGAUGAAAGAAGACCUUGAAGACAUCUUCGUAGAGAUUCCUAGAGCUGAUGGCAAACCGGCAGAACGUUUCGAGCCCCUCGGUUUGGUGUUCUUGACCUUCUUCGCUAUCAUUCUGAUCCUUCAAUUCGUCUCUAUGUUGUGUCACAGAUGGGGCACUCUACUGCAUAUAGUAGCUAUCACGGAGAUAGAUUGGCCAUUCAUGAGGAAACACUGGAAGGCUGAGGAUGAUAUUCAAGGUGCUAUAGAGUUAUCUAAAAAGCUGCAACGAAUACGAGGACUUGACGAAGAUCCGCAUCCUGCCUACGGUAUCCACUCAAGUGCCCCUACAAUGACUCAAACGGCAACUGGGUAUACUGACAGUCAUAUUUACAGUGAACUGGAUUCAUUCGUCCACCCGUCUAACGAGUCACAUUUAACAGGGGACACCACCGAAAAGACUUCUACCCACAUGGGUGAUACUUCGGUGACUAUGACAAAGACUGGCAGAGGUGACCAGACUUCUACACAGUAUGAUACUGAUACUAACACUCAGACGGGAACAACAACGAACCGCACUACUACUGCCUUAACAAACCAGAGUGUCACUGGGACGGACACCAUGACAAGGGACUACAGUGUAACUGGCACCAACAUGUCUGUUGGAGACUCAACAAAAGAUCUCGAUGCUCAUUCACUAACGAACGCCUCUGCCACGACACCCAUGGCUGAUUAUAGCACACAUGGAUAUAACACAGACAACGCAGAUACACAAUCAGAAGGGACCCAUAUAUUUAGGAAAAAGGACCAAGGCGACCAACAGUACAGUAGAAUGCACCCUGCUAUGAAGGCAAGGCAGAGGUAUAGCUAUGCUGGAGACUCAGAUAGUAGAAGGUCAUAUGGAUCUGGACGAGCAGCGUCUGAUAUCCAACCUUCUUCCGGAAGCAAUACUGGGAAGUCAUAUGACCAACACAGCCUAUCAUCGCGAGCUUCGUCAGUCAGCGGUCACCGCUCACGAAGUGAAUAUUCAGGUCCAGGUCAUAAGCUUGCGUAUGGGGGGACUCUGCAAAAAGCCUUCAGGCAGAGAUAUGAACUGCUGAAACGACUCAGUGAACCAAACAUACCACAGGCAGUCGAUAGUACUGUUGUUGAUGUUGAGGGAACUGAGAAGAAGAAGAUGGACAUUGACCCCAAAACGAGUCAAAAACAAAAACAAGUUUACAAGAACAUAAAAGAUAAAUACGAUGAACACGUGAAAAGUCGAAAAGCAAAGCAAGGAAAAUUAUCAGCGAGGGAGUUUUUCGGCCUCAAACCAUCAACUAAAAAGUAAUUAGUUGUUCGAAAAUGUAUAUAGUUUUGCCUGUGUUUGAGUCGUGGUGUGCGGAUAGUCUUAUUUUAAUUUUGUGUAUGGAAUUGGUUAUUUUAAAAUUUGAAUAAUGACGUACAAUUGGUACAAUUGGUGGAUGACAGAAGUGCAUAUAUCGAUCUCAAUUAUAUCACUUAAGGCAUUAACCUGAUGAUGACAUGCGCUUAGUCGGAUAAGUUUUGCAAAGAAAAACAAACAUUUAGCAGAUAAAAUAUUACAUGAUUGUAUUUUCGAUUGUAUAAUGUUUAUAUUGAUUCUCUUUCGUAAUUUAAAAACAUACCAACGGGUCUCUAAGAUGUUUUAGUCUUGUAAAUAUUAUGAUUGUAUCGAUGUGUUUUGAAUCUCUUGCUAAUGUUGUCUUGUGAGAAAAUAUCUUGCAGGGUUAAUACGGAUGUAUUGUCAAAAUUAAAGCAAUUAAAGUAUUCAGGAACAAAAAAAGAAAAACAUAUUUGUAGUAUGGGAUAAAGGUUAUAUUGGAUGUUUGGGAAUAUAUAAAUUCAUAUCAUCAUCUUGCAAACGGUUACAAUACAUGUAAUUCUCCAAAACGAUAGAAUAGUGCAUACAUACUAUUGUUUACUUCUGUUCGGAAUUUAUUUAAAGAAUUGAAGCAUCUUAAAUAGAUAUGGUUUUAUUAAACUUAAACAAUUUAUCACUACACAUUUAUAGUACUAUGUAAAUAUAUUAUAACAUUACAUUCAGUUGCACACUAUCAUAUGAUGUUAAGUGUAUCGGGAUUCAAUAAUAAAAAUAUAUAGGAAAUGUC
Owenia fusiformis is the source of this 9522-nucleotide messenger RNA. The record is from the annotation of a GenBank genome assembly. NCBI's taxonomy places the organism in Eukaryota, Metazoa, Annelida, Polychaeta, Sabellida, Oweniidae.